This is a messenger RNA of Scomber japonicus (chub mackerel), 2119 nucleotides long. RefSeq names its product angiopoietin 1 (gene angpt1). Gene Ontology annotation, biological process: angiogenesis; Tie signaling pathway. NCBI's taxonomy places the organism in Eukaryota, Metazoa, Chordata, Actinopteri, Scombriformes, Scombridae. Bases 1 to 1599 code for a protein of 532 amino acids. The record is from RefSeq and is a predicted model, not a curated record. The transcript is spliced from 9 exons. Gene Ontology annotation, molecular function: receptor tyrosine kinase binding.
AUGAUGCUGUGGUUCACAUUUGGGCACCACUUGCUCUCUCUGGCAGCACUUCUGGUGAUUGUGAGCUGCGGAGGAGGGGAGCAAAGGAGAGGGACGGAUAGCAGUACCAGCAGCACAGGUGGCAGCAGCAGUGGUAGCAGUAGUGGAGGAAGCAAUAGUAAUUACAGCAGCAGACGUUUUCAUAAGAUCCAGCAUGGACAGUGCACCUACACAUUCAUCCUACCUGAGGGAGAUGGGGCCGGAGGAAGCUCCUGCAAGGAGACGAAACCUGGUAACCCGCAGUACAACGCCAACUCGCUCCAGAGAGAUGCUCCGCCACCUGAGCCAGAGUUCCCAAGCCAGAAGAUCCAGCAGCUUGAACACAUUAUGGAGAAUUAUACCCAGUGGCUGCAGAAGAUUGAGAACUACAUCAAAGAGAGCAUGAAGACAGAGAUGGCUCAACUGCAGCAGAGCGCUGUCCACAACCACACAGCGGCCAUGUUGGAAAUGGGCACCAACCUUCUCUCUCAGACGGCUGAACAGACACGAAAGCUGACUGAUGUAGAAACACAGGUUCUGAAUCAGACAUCCAGGCUUGAGAUCCAGCUGUUGGAAAAUUCUCUUUCCACUAACAAGUUGGAGAAAGACUUAAUGGUCCAGACCAAUGAGAUCAGCAAGCUCCAUGACAAGAACAGCCUCCUGGAACAAAAGAUGUUAGAGAUGGAGAUGCGACACCAUGAAGAGCUAGAGACGCUGAAGCAGGAGAAAGGAAGUCUCCAGACACUGGUGGGGAGGCAGAGCGGGGUUAUCAGGGAGCUAGAAACCCAGCUGAGACGCGCCACAGGAAACAGCACAGCCCUGCAGAGACAGCAGCAGGAAAUGAUGGAUACUGUCCACAACCUCCUCAACCUCUGCUCCAAAGAUGGAGUUAUACCGAACAGUACAAAGGCUGCAGAUGAAGAGAAGAAGUUCCGCGACUGUGCUGACCUCUACCAGGCUGGCUUCCACAAGAAUGGAGUCUACACCAUCGAGACCAGUCCUCAGGAGACUAAAAAGGUGUACUGCAACAUGGAAACAGCCGGCGGUGGAUGGACAGUCAUCCAGCGCAGAGAGGACGGCAGUAUCGACUUCCAGAGAACAUGGAAAGAGUACAAGAUGGGUUUUGGGAGCGUGUCUGCUGAGCACUGGUUGGGGAACGAGUAUGUUUACCAGCUGACCAGCCAGAGGCAGUACGCCCUCCGUGUAGAGCUGACAGAUUGGGACGGACACCAGGCUUUCUCCCUGUAUGACCGCUUCCAAAUCGGCAGUGAGAAACACAACUACAGGCUGUUCCUGAAAAGCCACAGUGGGACCGCAGGCAGACAGAGCAGUCUAGUAAUCCAUGGAGCAGAUUUCAGCACCAAGGACAUGGACAAUGACAACUGCAUGUGCAAGUGUGCCCUCAUGCUAACUGGCGGUUGGUGGUUUGAUGCCUGUGGCCCAUCCAACCUUAACGGCAUGUACUUCACUCAAGGACAACAUGUAGGGAAGUUGAACGGUAUCAAGUGGCACUACUUCAAGGGUCCCAGCUACUCACUACGAGCCACAGCCAUGAUGAUCCGUCCACUGGACUUUUCCUAGUCUAUUGAACUCCUGAACCUUUAACUUCAUUCAGGCUAUGCGGCACACUAGAGGGACGCUUUCUACUUUAUCCUCUUGUCUCAUCUCAUUUCGCUGGCCAUGGGAGUCAUCCAAUGAACCUUUUAAUCAACCUGGUUCUUCCCCAGAGCUGUUGCUGUGCACAGAUCGAAAACUGUGGGAUCAACAUGCUACUGUUGCUUCAUAACCUUUCCCCCUCGCUCACUGCACUGAAAUGCAGCCAUGGGGGAAGAAGACAGAGCAUGAUGUGUUUCACUGAGACUGAUUUCUGUUCCAAACCAGAUUCACAAAUUCAAGGACAAAUGAGCUCAGGGGUGUUUCCCACUCCUGGAAUUUGUGCACAUUUUGUCAGCUUGUUUGAAGAUUCAAGCUUUAUGUCAAACACAUUUUUUCAAUUUUUCUGAGGACCUGUGGUCUAAUAAUGUGUAGGACUUGGACUCUUCUGAAUGGGAGCAGCUAUUACAGAGCAGGACUGACUCUUAAACUGCAGGACAGAACUUAU